UUUAUGUUGCUAUAUAGCGGUCUUGUGAAUAGGAGAUGCGCAUGUACAUUUGUUUGCACGAUCAGUACGUUCUAUUCUUCUAAUAUCCGAGCAGCAAUUGAAAUUCUGACGUCUUUCCAGUUUCCAUGUGGAUGGACCCGAAUAUUGACCUCUGAGAAACGAGCGUCGACGUCCCAGGCCUGUCCUGCAAAAGAUCUGAGAAAGUUGUUUGAGGAUUUGCCCACAGCGUGUAGACUGUAAAUGAAUGGGGCCACGAACAUCGUCGUCAUAUUGUCGGUGGUGCAGGUCAACCUUCAUCUUCAAAGUUGAAAAUGACUGACUCGAAAGUAACGGGAACCACUGGACGCAUCCCUGCCCUAAAUACAGACCUGUCGACACGUGAGCACGUUUGUACAAUGUACAUGUCGAAACGUGAGCACGUUCAUACAAUAUUCACGCACAUGUAGUUUGAGUGAUCCACCUUGACACUUCAUCCGGUUUCGAUUCGUUCAAUAGGAGAACUUGUUUUUGGUAAUCGUCAAGGCCGAUACCGUAAGUAACCGAUCGCCACUAGUGAAAGAGCCUUACUAUAGGUAUUCUAGAUUCGCCUCCACAGGGUUCGCCACAAAGGGAAACUUGAAUUACCACGAGACUGUUAUGGUAACAGCGUGAACCGGACAUACACAUCGAACCAUCAUCGCCUGCGCUUCAACCAUAGGUUAAGGUAGGCCUACUUGCUUCUUUGGUUCCUGGCCUAAUGCGUUUGGCGAGUGGAACUCUGUACACCUGAAAACAAACUCCCCGCUAGCGAGUGGAAGCCCCUUUGUGUAUUUAAACCUGGAGUUGAGAGCAGAAACUGUUGGCAAAAUAUGUGGUAAAGUCUCGGUUGGAAAGUUUUGGAGAGAUUUUGGCGCGUGAUCGAAAGACAAACAACCAACACCGGAUUUUUGCCAAGCGAUGGGAGGGAAGAGCUCCAAAACGGAUGUCGACGCCGUAGGCGGGUAUUCCGUGGAAGACAGGGAGGAUCCGUUGGUGGCUCACCAGGGGGACGAAAUCCCAGGGGAGUUUCAUCGGAAGAGAGGGCAGAAAUUCACCUCGCUCACCGUCACGAGUAACCUCACCACCUCACAUAGCUCGCUCAGGCCCGGCAGUGCUGCAUCUUCGGUGGUAGGCAGCUACAAGGAGCCUAUAUUGACAAGUGUCAGGUUUGAAGACUUCGAGUACCCCUUCGAGAAUGUGGUCUUUGAAGGAGGCGGUAAUAAGGGACUGGCUUAUGCCGGGGCCGUCAGGGUUUUUGAGAAUGCAGGGUUGUGGCCCAACAUUCGACGAUUGGCAGGAGCGAGUGCCGGGGCAAUGUGGGCCAUUCUCCUCGGUGUCGGCUACUCCUCGCACGAUGUCGAGGGAUUCCUUAGUCUUGAUCUCAAGGAGUUCUUUCUAGAUGCCUCGUGUGGCGUCUGUUCGCUUGUUCCAAAUGUAAUGAAGCACUACGGCUGGCACCCGGCAAGUAAACUAUACAGUUGGUUCGGGGAUCGUCUGGAGGACGCCACAGGGUGUAGAGACAUCACAUUCCAACAGACUUAUGACCGAUUCAACAAGGAAAUCUGUAUUGUAGUGACAAACGUCAACGUCAUGGAUGCCGAGUAUUGCCACGUCAAGACCACACCCAACAUGUCGAUCCGGAUGGCAAUGCGCAUGUCCAUGGCUAUUCCAGGCUUGUUUUGCGCCGUCAAAUACAAACGAUUUGGGGUCGAGGAUUGCUACGUGGAUGGAGGCCUUCUCUGCAACUAUCCCAUCCAUUGCUUUGAUGGUUGGUGGUUGUCCAUGAAACCAGAGGACAGUUUCCUGCAGCGACUUCAGCCCCUGGAGAACGCGGCUAUCCUCAUGCAGAAGAGCGCAAGGUUCGCUCCUGUCAACGAAAAGACUAUCGGCUUUCUCUUGUAUUCCAGCGACGAACAGGAUUUGAUGGUCAAUCAGCUAGCUCUCAAAAACGCUCGCUGCACACCGGUCGACAGACCCAACACCAAGCUCUCAAGAAAUCGCAAAGAUGCCAAAAUCAGGCAGUGCGAAGCUGCCCGAGAGCACCAGAUUGUGACCGAGGCCUUGUCCAAGUUCUUGGCGGUCUUAUCUGACAGUCAGCUUGAUAGGAAUAUCGCUUCAAUCAGCAGGAAGGAACUCGAAGCAGUCUUUGCAGAGAAAUCUGACGAAUUCACCGAUGAACACGCCAAAAUACUCUUCGGUGAGAAAUAUACAAUGGAGGAAGUCUUUAAUUACCUGGACUGUAACAGCGACGACCAGAUUUCGUUUAACGAGUUGAUGGGCCUUGCCGAGCAGAAGGGCUUGGGUCUGCAGAGCUACUUCCUCGGCUACCAGCGACAGGAUAUCACCUCCUUCCGGAGGUUCCUGGACACGCUGUCCAACACGCUGCUCGUGAACGUCAAGAGGGUCUUCACCACGGAUGGUGACUUGGAACGCACUGUGGGCAUCGACACGCUCUACGUGAGUGCCACCGACUUCCAACUUGAGGAGGGGGAUCGCCAAUUUCUCGUCAAGCAAGGGCAACGGGCAGCCGCAACGUUCUUGAAUCAGUGGACAGCGCGCAACCCAGACAAAGCGAUCCGUAAGCAGAGCUCGCCUGCACCCGCACCGAUCGACCUGCCCACUACUCACAGAAGGAAGAGCCCAAGCCAAGUGGCCUCACUGAGCGAGGAGCAGGAGUCGAAAGCGACAGCAGCUGCCGGUACGCCUCUGGCUGUACUACCCGUCUCACCCACGAAUACUGGUUCCUAAGAACAGUACGUGUAGCUACUCCGUCCGCCUUGAGCAGAAGCACCCCCUCAUCGGUUGAAAAAGAGCCAUAUUGGUCGAGAGUGUUCAUGUUGGUUGGUAGCUAUACGCGACCCCAACGCACGCAUUUAACAGUCGUUUGUAAACCAGCCAAAUGCAGUUCCUACCGACGGAGCCUCCGUUGCUAGGAAAAAUGCGCCCUCACUUGGUCUUGCUCGGUCUCAUUCGCUGGAGUAAGUGAGACCAACGUCGUUGCUGAUACAAAGUGCUUCCGAUCGUGAGUAAGAAGUAAAGCCCAAUGCCAGUUAGUCAAGUACACUCCAGAUACACCGCAAAAGGUUGGUGUUGAACUAAACCUUUUGGUUUUGAUUUAACACCGCACAGUAUCUAGGACCACGUGGUAUCUGCAGUGUGUAAUGAUCAGUGGUGUCUCAUCAGGACAGCAUAUAUUUUACGAUCGACGUGUAUUAUAGCAUCCACAUGUAUACAGAACCAAGGGUUUCAAUGCAAGAUCAGGGGUGUGUACACCUAGCAAGAUACGGGACGGAGGGGUACCCCCGUACAUGUCCAAUCCCCAUACACAUUGUAGACUAUUGUUAUGCAACACAUUACCCCCUAGCUGUCUGAAAAUAAUUUCUUUGUGUCGGUCAAACAAUGACCGACAGAAAGGCGGGGUGCCAUUCGCCUCAUAUCUUGCUUCAAAUGGGGGCGUGGGAUCUGUAUAGGACCUAUGGUAUUAUUACGAGGCGGUUACGAUGUACAUGUGUAGUAUGAUAGACCCGUGGUUCUACAGUCUGCACAUAUUCAAGGUUGCAUAUAUCCUAGACAAUAGUGUGGCCUGCAUCCACUGGACAAAAGCGCUUGUUUGUACAUUCCACAGUGACUCAGGACUUUAAUACACAAAUACUGAAAUAUAAUGUAGUCACCUAAGACCGGCUUAUCUUUUGACAGUUUGCAGAUUCAUUCCUUUGUAAAUAUAUUUGACAAUACGGGCCAAUAAUAACGGACUUGGAUGUCAUUUUUAUCCGUUGAGUUUAUUGUUUUCUUUUGCGCAAUUUGGCGUGUGUAUGUUUGCUUAAAUACAUGCCUUGAGUGUUUAUUUCAAACUUCUUGGUGGCUAAUGUGCGCCUGAAGACGAAGAUUAUUUAUGUUGGGGUAACUUCUUUUGGAGUUACUUCAGUUUUUUUGUUUUUUUUAUUUAUGACAUUGCUGUGGUUUGUCAAACUACAGAUAAUAAGAUUUGCUUGCUACAAACCAAAUUCUGAACUUGCUCUUUUUUCCUCUUUUUUUUAAUGAUCUUAACACGCAAUCUCCAAGUCUUUGGCUUCAUUUCCUCAGUGUUUUGUUGGUUUGUACUUCUGACACACGCCUUAUUAAUUCUGUAUUUUGAUAAGAGAGCACAAUUUUAAGGAGGUGUAAAAUGCACUACGAUAUUUCCCAUUUUGAAAGAGUGUAUUUGUGGCCCAGGUCCAUCAGGUGUUGUGUUUUGUUGCUAGUACUUUAACACCUGUAAGAAAAACACCAGAAAGGUCGCUUCAUGUAUUCAUUUGUAUUUUAUUUGCAGAUAAAAUCGUGUACAAUAAAUCACGUGAAAUUUUCGUGUCUGGUUUCUGAA
This is a messenger RNA of Acanthaster planci (crown-of-thorns starfish), 4378 nucleotides long. RefSeq lists its product as uncharacterized. Gene Ontology annotation, molecular function: calcium ion binding. The record is from RefSeq and is a predicted model, not a curated record. Gene Ontology annotation, biological process: lipid metabolic process. Lineage: Eukaryota; Metazoa; Echinodermata; Asteroidea; Valvatida; Acanthasteridae.